AUGCGGAGGAUAGCUGAAAGCAAGUUUCUUCCUCGGAUCUCUUGCAAGCCAGAGAUUCCAAUGAAAAAAAUAGGGUCUGCGAGAAGUGGUGCAAGUUUCUUGCAGGUCAGUGGGCGUGUAAUCACGGGCUGACAUCGGGCAGAAGGAGCGCUCAUGUCACUCGUCCUGGACAGUGGGCAAGCAACGGCUUGGGCUGUCUCCGUGUGGAGGACGGUGGCACUGGUCAGGUGUCCACCGGUCAGUGGACAGGCGAAUUCCUGGGCUGACAUCCGGAGGCAGGAGGAUGAACCGAAGCUCACUUUUCUCCUGGUCAGUGGGCAGACGGGCUCCGGUGAGCUCGCUGGACUGGACACCGUGCGAUCGAAGACAGCGAAGAGCUGGUCAGGCUCUCCGCUGGGCCAGUGGACAAUGGGAGGGAGGUGUUACGCAUCUGCCAUUGGGCUGGCCAUCGGUGGCAGAGGAGCAGGCCCUCCCUGGGCACUCUUGACUCUGGACAGAGGUACAAGCGGAAAGAACAUGGUCUCUGCUCUUUCCUUGCCCCGGUGGGCUGCUUGGCAUGUCAACCGGUCGGUGGUAUGUGGAAACUGAAAGACAAGGCUCGUCACGGUCGAGCUGGGGGGAUGGCGAGCGUGGUGAGCGAGUCCGUGAAGGGGAAGGCAACGAUGAGCACGACGGGAAUGACCAAAAAAUGUAGUAGCGUGAAUGGGAGACCAUGUAAAGACAAUGUGCGGAGCUAAAGACGGAGAAGGGGAAGAACCAGAGAAGAUGUAGAAGGUUGCGG
This is a messenger RNA of Westerdykella ornata, 781 nucleotides long. RefSeq lists its product as uncharacterized. The coding region runs from base 154 to 588 and encodes 144 amino acids. The transcript has a single exon. The record is from RefSeq and is a predicted model, not a curated record. NCBI's taxonomy places the organism in Eukaryota, Fungi, Ascomycota, Dothideomycetes, Pleosporales, Sporormiaceae.